AUUCCAAUGCUGACUAGAAGAAGAACUGGUUCUGGUGCAUCGUUUAAAUUUAACUAAAGAAACUGGAUCGAACUACUUUGAGAUCAAGAUCAAGAUCAAUAAGAAUGGCGCCUGUCGGAUUGCCUCCAGGUUUCAGGUUUCAUCCGACAGACGAAGAGCUCGUCAGCUACUAUCUCAAACGCAAAAUUCAUGGGCAAGAGAUUGAACUCGACAUCAUCCCUGAGGUUGAUCUCUACAAAUGUGAACCCUGGGAUUUAGCAGACAAGUCGUUCUUGCCGAGCAAAGAUCCAGAGUGGUAUUUCUUCGGGCCAAGAGAUCGCAAGUAUCCAAACGGAUUCAGAACGAAUAGGGCAACCCGGGCGGGCUAUUGGAAGUCUACUGGAAAAGAUAGAAGGGUGAUGUGCCAAAUUCAGAGUCAGAAUCAAUGUCGUGCAAUCGGAAUGAAGAAGACCCUCGUGUAUUAUAGAGGUCGAGCUCCACAGGGAAUAAGAACGGAUUGGGUAAUGCAUGAAUAUCGCCUCGACGACAAAGAAUGCGAUCAAGAUGCCUCGGGAAUUCAGGUUUGUAUUACCCUUAUCUAAU
Messenger RNA from Impatiens glandulifera, 582 nucleotides. RefSeq names its product NAC domain-containing protein 86. Gene Ontology annotation, molecular function: DNA binding. The coding region runs from base 105 to 581 and encodes 158 amino acids. Gene Ontology annotation, biological process: regulation of DNA-templated transcription. The record is from RefSeq and is a predicted model, not a curated record. The transcript has 2 exons. Lineage: Eukaryota; Viridiplantae; Streptophyta; Magnoliopsida; Ericales; Balsaminaceae.